GUAACAUAAGUUUCCAGGAUCAAAGUAUUUCUUCUACUGAAUCACAGAGUUUACUCUUUCUUUCUCUAUAAUAGCUUAGAUACCUGUUCCACCGGUUUCUGAUACAAAGAUCAAGAACCAUGACAAAGGUAUACCCAAAUGCAACAACAGAAAUCCCAAGAAUUCCGAAACAAAUUUCUGACAGGGAAGUGGAGGUAUUAACAGUAUGGAAAAAAUCACUUCUCUUCAACUGCAACGGUUUUACCGUUUUUGAUACAAAAGGAAAUCUUGUUUUUCGUGUUGAUAAUUAUCGAGCUGGGAAUAAAACGGAAAUCUUUUUAAUGGAUGCAUCAGGAAAAACUCUUCUUACUAUUCGUCGUAAGAAAUUGAGUUUAUCGGAUAACUGGAUGGUGUAUGACGGAGAAAAUUCUGUCAAUCCAAGAUUUCUGGUGAAAAAGCGUGUGAAUUUCUUGACAUCAAAGAACUUGGCUCAUGUGAUAUCUUGUAGUCAGAGUAACAGUAAGGAGUUGAUGUACGAGAUUAUUGGUUCGUAUGCACAACGGUGUGUGGGUGUGUAUGAUAAUAGAAAAAGACUAGUUGCAGAAAUUCAAAGGAAAGAAGCAGCUAAAGGUGGUGCAUCCUUUGGUGGCGAUGUAUUCAAGUUGAUUGUACAGCCACAAAUUGAUUCAACUAUUGCAAUGUCUCUGGUUAUACUAAUGGAACAGAUGUUUGGUUCUCGAAGAUCAAAAUCAAUUUAAGGUCUAGAUUAUGAUCGGUGAAGAAUGCACCCAAUGGGGUUGUGACCAACGGUGGUGAUGUUGUUUUGGCACCCCUUUAAUCCUUCCCGGCGGGUACUUCUCAUUGAUGGAAAUUUUGCCUAAUAAGCAACUUUUUUUCUUUUUAGCUUUCAAAAAUGGGUCUGGUCACUGGUGAGCUUGGAUUUUCCUUCUUGUGUAGAAAUAUACCAGGCUAUCUCGUGUAGUGGGUGUAAAUAUUCUUGAAAAAGAAAUGAAAGAAAAAAUGGAACAAAAUUACAAGAUGUAUAAUCAAUUUAUUAGUGGGUGGGUAACUUAUUUUGUUUCCAAU
Papaver somniferum (opium poppy) is the source of this 1065-nucleotide messenger RNA. RefSeq names its product protein LURP-one-related 8-like. The coding region runs from base 120 to 737 and encodes 205 amino acids. The transcript has 2 exons. Lineage: Eukaryota; Viridiplantae; Streptophyta; Magnoliopsida; Ranunculales; Papaveraceae. The record is from RefSeq and is a predicted model, not a curated record.